This is a messenger RNA of Perca fluviatilis (European perch), 1713 nucleotides long. Its product is annotated as glutamate-rich protein 6-like. NCBI's taxonomy places the organism in Eukaryota, Metazoa, Chordata, Actinopteri, Perciformes, Percidae. The record is from RefSeq and is a predicted model, not a curated record. Bases 18 to 1391 code for a protein of 457 amino acids. The transcript has 11 exons.
UUCGUUUCACCUGGAUAAUGUCAAGGGUGCUAUCAGAGACAGCAAGGUACAAAGGGUUACUGACAACACAGCAAGUGGGACUCAUUGAGAGGAUACCAAAGGGCUGUCCACAGUCUGUCAGUGACCCACCCACCUAUUGUAUCAGAGCAGCAGGAGUUCUGAGGUACAAUCGGGAGUCUGACAACCACAGGAUAAACUUAACCAUUCUUCCAGAGUCCCAGCCUCUGACAGAAUACCCAGUGAAAUGUGAAUUCUGUGGACUAAAGGCCCAACCUUCACUAGAUCUUCCAUGGGCACAGGGGCCAGAGACCGUGUCACUCUUCUGCUGUGUCCAGCGGCAGCAGCUGUAUAAGAUGCUGGUGAAGUGGAGGUGUUUGGUUGAGAGGAGCUGUGACCUGAGGGCUAAUACUCCAACAACAUCAUCAGGAGACCAGCCAGCCACAGAGAUGAAGGAGCUUCUCUUCCAAGGCAAAGAGAUGGAGGAUUACAACAAGUUUAUCCUGGAUUUACCGAGUGGACUUGGAGAACAAUCAGAAUUGAGGAUCUACCAGGAUGUCUCAAUCCAACUACCAGAAACCUUUGUCCCAACAUCAAAGGUCCUCAGCUUCCGGCUCUCUUGUGCUCCAGGACAAGGAUGCUGGACAGUGUAUCCUUGUAGCGCAACUGAGAAGCACUUGAAAAUAAAAGAGCAAGAGGAGCAGGUGUUAGUCCCUUUUUGUGACCACAAGCCACUUCAGUUUGGCAUAUGUCAUUAUCAGGAUGGGGCAGAAUUUCUCAAGAAGUAUUACUCCAAUGGCAUGACAUUUCUUACAAUGUUCCCUGAUGGCUCUGCUCAGGUCUUCUAUCCCUCAGGCCUCUUGGCUCUCGUUGUCGUGGUCACCGAAGAAAAGGGUAGGGUCUGCAUCGUGUAUGAUGAUUGCAUUGCUUCCUAUCAACCAAUUAGAGCAAUGUUCCAGUCUGAUGGCAGGGUGACGUGUUAUCACAGCAAUGGAAACAUAUGGCUGACCUUAAACAGUUCAGGCGGUCAGUGUUUGGAUGAGGCGGGUGCCAGGGUUCGUCGGUGGAGAUGGAGCAGACUGAGCAUGACUCCCACUCCCCUGCAUCCCGUCUUCCUGUCCCUUAACAAAACUGUCGGGGUCCGAGUCCUCGAGAAGGAACAAGUGUUUGUCUCUUUUCUGGCAAAAGGCCAACAGGCAAAACUCAGUGUGGGUACCUGCUGCGCUCAGGGUGAAUGUAGAACAGAUGGGUCUAGUUCAGGGCCAUCAGUAUUAAAGGAGGAGCUGUUUGUGUUGGCAGCCAGGAUUAGGAUCAACACGGCCCUUCGGCACCUCAACCAGUGCCUGAUGACACCCUCACAUCCCCGGCUGCCACCUCCAAGCUUUUCAGUCUAAUGAGACUUAACUUAGCUUAAAUGUUUAUCCUAUGGAUGAAGAAAGAGCCUUCAUCCAUAGGUGUCUUCAGUCUUUGAUGUACCAGUAAUAAAGUACACAGUGACGUGAUAACAGCAACUAUGCUAUGGCAUAAAGACAAAGUCACACUCAAAAUAGCGGUUAAAAUAGUUUUUUCAAAAUGUACAUGUUUGUUUUUGUCAUUUUUUUUUUUUAUUUGAUUUGGAUACCACAGUAACUAAAAGGCAAUCAGAGGGACAAAAUAAAGGAACAAACAUUGGCAUUAUAGCAAAUGUUUUUCUACACAACUUAAUGGCUCUUUUCA